Chiloscyllium plagiosum (whitespotted bambooshark) is the source of this 2127-nucleotide messenger RNA. RefSeq names its product family with sequence similarity 81 member B (gene fam81b). The record is from RefSeq and is a predicted model, not a curated record. Lineage: Eukaryota; Metazoa; Chordata; Chondrichthyes; Orectolobiformes; Hemiscylliidae.
UUGACCGGGGUUAUUUUACACAAUGGUCACACUGCAGUUUAUGAGUCCUGUUUCAAACUUACAAAACCAGUGAGGUACUGUAGUGGAACGAAUAAUUGCGGACGGUGCCGGUUGCUGUACUUGUUAAAUUUGUUCUUAGUGUUCCUGCCCCAUUGGAGGACAGGAGAGCCCAUUGCAAACAAAAAGGAAUCUCAAACUCUCCGAGUGUUCGUGAAUAAUUUGAACUUUGUUUUAAAAAUGUCUGGAGAAAACUUUUUGCUGGUUCAGAUACCAGGGAAAGACCACACUUUGCUUCAAGUUCCAGUAGUGACGAAGAGCUACUUACAAAUGAUGGAUGAUCGUAUAUCCAACCAGGAAAGGACUACUGCGACACUUCUGGAGCAAGCUUUUCAGAUUAAAGAAGACAUCAUAACCCACUUGAGAGGAAACCAGGGCCACUACCCAGUUGAAAAAGUAUCCCAACAGCUUCUGGAAAACCACAUACAAGUUACAACAAGGAUUCUCAAACAACUAAGUAAUGAUAUAGAGGUUCUAGAAGAACAGAUUAGAAGACGUGAUGGUGUGACUACUGGGACUAGCUUCGCAGUUCAGAACCUGAACCAGAAACAUUUGCUUGGGAUUGGGGACCUCCGUGGAAGAGUUGCCAGGUGCGAUGCCAGUAUCUCCAAGCUGGCUGGAGACGUCAGCAUAACCAACAAUGAGAUUCAAAAAGUAAAGAAAGAUGUUCAAGAUGCGAAGUCUUCCUUCCAGGAGCAAAUCAAAGAAUUAGAAAUUAAGGUGACACAACUACUGAGAAAUAUAGAUAACUCUAAAAGUGAACACAAUACAAACUUAAAGACUGCAAGAGGAGAGCUACAACAAGAACUUCAGCGAUUAGAUUUCAAGAUUACUACUGCACUGACUGAGUUGCAAACACAGAUGCAAAACCAACGGAAGUGGGCAGAAUACAAACUGGAUAAAACAGAGACCGAGAUAAUACAGAGAGCAGACCACUCCUUACAUGUUAUGCAAGAGAAAACCGAGCUAAUGGAAAAGAAUAUACUGGAGAGACUUAAACAGAUCUCUGUGAGACUAGAAAAACUGGAAAACCGACAAAGCCUUGACAUUGAAUCCGACAAAGUGACUUACUCUGACAUGAAAAUCAGUGCAAAACUUGCCAAAGUAGAAAAGACUAUUUGGCACGAGUUAGAAAGCAUAAAGAAUGAAUACAGAGAAGGAUUUCACUCUAUUAUGGAAUCAAUUAAUUCACUGAACAAGAUCAGUGAAAAGAAGAUAGAAAUUGACAAAGGAAAGAUCCAGAAAGACCUGAAACAGAUUAGGCGGCAUAUUUUUGAUCUUAAAAGCUAUCCAUAAGCUAACAUAAUAAGAUUCAACAGAUAGCUGGAAGCAAAUGAAGUUAGGAAAUCCGUCGAGAGAUUCAAUCAGACAUCAGAACUGCAACACAUGAUUUAUAUUCAUCUGAUCUUCAAUAUUGAAUUCACUGCUAAAAUAGGAUUUACAGUUUUAAAUUCAUGCAAUGAAACUGGUUAAGAUUAUCUUCCUUAAAAGAAUCAAUGUUUGCUUAUUUCCCAUCAUCAAAUACCAGUGAUUUCUAUCAAAGAACAAAAUGCUCUGGCUGCAAAUAUACAAUUCAAGUGUAAUUGUGAUGGCUGGAAUUUUGAGAUAUGGUGAUUUUUGGUACUUAGAUGUUUUUCCCUAAAAUUAAAAUCGAUAGGUAAAUACUCCAGGAAGUUGUAAUCAGUGGUCAAUAUGAGAUCAAUUAAACAUUGAAGAAGGGCUUAUGCCCGAAACGUCGAUUCUCCUGUUCUCUGGAUGCUGCCUGACCUGCUGCGCUUUUCCAGCAGCACAUUUCCAGCUACUUUUAUUAGUAACCUUGUUAUUAAAAUCACUUCAGUGGCUGUCCUAAUGAGAUUACAUUCUUGAAAGUAAUAUAUUAUUGAUGUGGGAAAUGCAAAAUUGCUCUGCAACUGCUGCUCGAAUAAAUCAUGAAAGAAAAAUGAUAAACACAAAGAACAAUUUGUAAUUUUAUUCCUAAAUCUUUAUUGUUCACCCAAAACUACUGACAUUAGCCGAGUAAAAUAAGAUUUGAAAAUGUUCAUUCACAUUUGAAUAAAUAUCAUUUUGAGA